CCGCGUGGGCUCUGACAUGCCGCAAGGAGGAUCUGCGGACUUUCAGCGAUUUUAUAGAUAAUUUUACGAACGGUUGAUUUAGAUUCGCCGACGUUUUCCGUCUACUUUUAUCACCACAGUGUUGAAAAAGGUUCCGUCAAGAUGCUGCAGGCGUGUUCUCCAUCGCACGACUGGUUCUGCGACUCCGAGCCGUUGCUGUUUGACGAUGAGUUCUGUAUGAGCCUCAUGAAGGACCUGCAGUGCAUCCCCACACCGCCUCAGUCUCCUCCCAUGAAACCCGGCCUCGCAAAGAACAUGUCCACGGUGGACCAGCUGGAGUUAGUAUCUGAACUUUUAAUGGAGGACACAGACUUUCUCCAACUGGACUGGAACUUUACCGGGCCCGCUUCUUCAGCAGAUGAUCCGCUAUCAGAGGACUGCCUGUGGCGCCCCGACGGGGACAAACAGACAGAGGAUAAACUAUCCGCGGUGCUCUCCACGAGCCCCCUGCUCUCCGACAUAGACACGCAGAUUUUCGCGGAGAUCGCCGGCUCUACGCUGGACUGCCACACCGCGGCGCUCGCCUGCCAGGCACUGGAGAGCGAAGACUCCCCGCUGGACAGCCAGGAGCAGAUCGAAUCCACGUCUGACUACGGUUCACUGUCCACAGGAGGAGAGUCAUCCACUAGCGAUUCUGAGGAGGAGAUUGAUGUGGUGACGGUGCGGCGCUCCAGCACCCUGACACGCUCUCAGCACCAGCAGCAGCUGGAGGACAGCCGGCGGGAGCAGCAGCGUGCACUCAAGCGCUAUCACUUUGAAAUCCAGCAGCAGCACAAUUACGCUGCCCCGCGACCUGCCUCUCCUCCGCCCCCGCCCUCACCGCCUCUCAAGCGCACUCGGGGCUCUGGAGACUCCCAGCGAGGUCUGCAGAUCCCUGGACGCUCUCGCAGUCUGGUCGUCCGACAGCCGGUUGAUACAGAGGAUGAAGAGGAGAGGAGGAGGACGCACAAUGUGAUGGAGAGGCAAAGGCGCAACGAGUUAAAGAACUGCUUUCUAAGGCUGCGGGACAACGUCCCUGAACUGUCCAACAACGACAAGGCGUCCAAAGUGGUGAUUUUAAAGCGUGCGAAAGAAAGCAUCAGAAAUCUAGAAUCAGAAAACCAGAGACUGACCAGCAAAAGAGACAAACUCCGAGAGCGACAGGAACAGCUGAAAGCCAGACUUGAACAGCUGAAGAGACAUUGAGCACCCGGGACUAAACUUUAGCCACUUGAUAGUAGUCGAGUGCUCGGCUGGUUUGAGGACUGAAACACAUGUGACUGAUUGUAAAGAGCGCAGCAGCAUCUCUUGAAGAGAUUGUGGAGGUUUUUUUCGUUUAGCAAACGUGCAUGAUCAAUGCAGGAAACGUUCUCAGUGUUUUGACUUGCGUAAAGUCAUUUAGUUCAUGAGUCUUACUAUUAUGAAAGCGUUUCAUAUACUGUAUGUUGGACGAAUAAUCAGUUUAAUGCAUAGUUAGCCUUAAAGUCCACACACACGUUCUACCUUGUUGUUCUUGGCAUUCAUGUUAUUUCUUGUAAUGUUUUGGGCUGGAUCCAAAGGAUGUUAGAAAUAAGGGGUUGAAUGUAUCAUUAGCAUAUGAUGACGUUUUUUAUAGAGAAGGUUUGCAUUUAAUGUUGAUGUUCAAACUGGAACUAUGUAAGAAUUUCAGGUUUGGAGUUGAAGAGUUCAUACACUGUUUUGGACUCCAUGUGUCUUUUACAAUUUGUCAGUUAUUGUAUGUUCCCUCCCAUUUCUUUGUUUAUCUACCUCUGCCAGGAAAUAGCCUGGCUAUUUUAUUGCCUUCAUAAUGGCAAAGUGUAUAUAGUUUCCUAAGUUUUUUUUUCUGUAAAUAUCUCUUGUUAAUUAUGUAUAAUAAAUUAUUUAGUCUUUUUCUUGGUUCAA
Danio rerio (zebrafish) is the source of this 1920-nucleotide messenger RNA. It is a transcript of the gene mych, whose product is annotated as myelocytomatosis oncogene homolog. NCBI's taxonomy places the organism in Eukaryota, Metazoa, Chordata, Actinopteri, Cypriniformes, Danionidae. The record is from RefSeq and is marked provisional. Gene Ontology annotation, molecular function: DNA-binding transcription factor activity; protein dimerization activity. Gene Ontology annotation, cellular component: nucleus. Gene Ontology annotation, biological process: regulation of DNA-templated transcription; hematopoietic progenitor cell differentiation.